Messenger RNA from Drosophila novamexicana, 1557 nucleotides. RefSeq names its product regulator of nonsense transcripts 3B (gene Upf3). The coding region runs from base 45 to 1502 and encodes 485 amino acids. The record is from RefSeq and is a predicted model, not a curated record. Gene Ontology annotation, molecular function: mRNA binding. Gene Ontology annotation, biological process: nuclear-transcribed mRNA catabolic process, nonsense-mediated decay; positive regulation of translation. Lineage: Eukaryota; Metazoa; Arthropoda; Insecta; Diptera; Drosophilidae. Gene Ontology annotation, cellular component: cytoplasm; nucleolus. The transcript has 3 exons.
AUUUCGUGCGGCGUUAGAUUAAUAAACAAUAAGUUCGCUUUAACAUGGAAAAGCAACGAGUUAUUAAACGUCGGGAUAAGAAGGAUAAGUCAAACCAAUCCAUCAAAAUUGUGGUCCGUCAUUUGCCACCGACAAUGACCGAAAAGGAGUUUUUGGAGCAAGUGGAUCCAUUGCCGGAAAACGAUUCCUACUACUAUUGCCCUGCCGACUGGUCCCUCGGACAAGAAGCCACAUGCCGUGCAUACAUUGAUAUGUCGCUUAAAGAUAUUGCCGAAGUUCUGCAGUUUCGCGACCGGUUUGAUGGAUAUGUUUUUGUCGAUUCAAAGGGCGCAGAAUACGUUGCCAUUGUGGAGUAUGCCCCGUUUCAAUGCUUUUUGAAGAACAAAGCGCGGAGUCACGACAACAAAGUGAACACUAUUGAAAAGGAACCGCACUUUCAAGAAUUCCUUCAAAAGUUAGCCGAGGAACGUGAGGAGGCAAGUCGUUUGGGGGAUAUAAAGAUUGAUUUCACGUUUGAAAAUCGAGGUGAUGAGAAGGUAAAGUCUACUCCGCUGCUUCAAUACUUGGCAAACAAAAAAGAAAAGCGUCGCGAAGAAGCGCGAAAGCGAAACGAAGAAAAACGAAAGCACCGUGAAGAGCAAAAAUUACUAAGGUCGACAGAACAACCGGAAAAUAUAAAAGUGAAGGAUACUGGAAAUGAAAAUAAAAAGUCUGUUAAUAGUAAUGCCAAAAAAGGAUUUAACAACAAAGAAGGUCAAUUGCCGGAAGAUACAGCGAAAAACGCACGUUCCAAGCGUCGGACUGAACGCGACCAACGUCGGCGCGAAGAACACGAACAGCGAAAGUUGGUGCGCGAUCGCGAAAACCGCGAUAAGAAAAAAAAUGACCGCCAUGACAAAGAUAUGAACCAAAAACCCUCAAAGCAUUCAAAUUCAAAGAAAGAUAUUGUCAUUUUAAAGAAGAAAUCUACAGCUGAUACCAAUUCAGUUGACCCAAACACAUGUGCAGCCUCAUCAGUAGAUGUGUCCAGCGAAAUGCUGGCAAAAACUGAUAAAAGCAAUGAGCCCGCAGAUAAAUGUUUAAAUUUGAAAGAAAUUGGUAAAUCGGUUCCAACCCCCUCAGAACUCAACAGCCCGUUAACUAGUGAAGAAAUUGGUAUGCCACAGGAUACAUGUAAAGCUUCUAAUUCACGUGCAGCAGAGGAACGUCGAAUAAGAAAUAAGGAUCGCCCAUCAAUUGCCAUAUACCAGCCCAAGGUUAGAAUCAAUUUACGAUCAGAAGAUAAUUCUCCAAGUGGUUGUAAAGACCCUGCUCGUGCAACAGAACCUCCAUUAUUAGCUUCCGAAGGCGAUAGUUUUGUGACGGACGAGACGCCCAAGAACAAAAGAUUUGGUAGACGCAACAAACACAAACUGCAGGACAAUAAAGACAAUUUUGAGCAUGCACGGCGUGAAUCAAAAUCAUCUGAAAGCAGCACAAGUGCCCAUUCUACAUUUAAAUAACUUAAUUAAAUGCCUUAAAUAUUAUUUCUAGUUAUGCGCUUACUGUUUUAUUAAU